This is a messenger RNA of Fragaria vesca subsp. vesca, 974 nucleotides long. RefSeq lists its product as uncharacterized. NCBI's taxonomy places the organism in Eukaryota, Viridiplantae, Streptophyta, Magnoliopsida, Rosales, Rosaceae. The transcript is spliced from 7 exons. Bases 115 to 693 code for a protein of 192 amino acids. The record is from RefSeq and is a predicted model, not a curated record.
GGAUGAUGAAUUGGCUACUACAUCAUUUUCAACCUCAUCCUCAAGCCUCUUCGUUUUUCCCACCAUCGCGCGCCAUUCUGGAGAGACUUCUUUUUCUUCUGAGGACUUGAAACGAUGUCGUUUAGCUCGUCUCUUUCAUCUCCCAGCUCUCUGUUUCUCUUCUCCAAAUCCAAACCUGUCAGCUCUCGAUUCAGAGCUUCUGCUGAAGUACCUGAUUUCCUCUCGGCCGAUUGGCUGGAAUCGCGGAAGAAGAGACCUUUCGGGCCGAGAUUAAAUUUUAGCGCAGAAGAAGCUGUUCAGCACCAGCUAGAUGCCUUGAAGUACAAUGACCAACCUCGCCCUGAUUAUGGCAUUGAGGUCAUGUACAGGUUUGCUGGGUUUGAUCCUUUUGAGAGGUCAACCUACUUUGGGCCAUUCUUUGAUUUGGGGCAGUUUGAACGGUUCAGGCGGAUAUUUCACCAUUCGACCUAUAGGGUGUUACUGGCUCACAAGGAGAGGGAAAUAUUGAGCAGUUUGUUUGUAGAGGAGAAUCGAUAUAAGCAGCGGGUUUGGAUACGAGGAAGUCGGCCAGAGGAAGAGGAGACAUUUCAGUUUACAAUGGUUCAGAGGGUUGGUGGCUCAUGGGAUGGUUAUUGGUUGACAGAGAGUGUACUUCAUGAUGGAGAUGCUUUUGCUGGCGGUUUAGCCUAUUGAACAUUCAAUACAGCAGCUACUGUAUCAUUUGUAUGAUGGAAGUCUGGAUCCUUUGUCUCUGUUGUUUAUACACGGCAUUUGCUCACCUACCUACUAUCUACCUUAGAAUUUGUAUAUGAAAGAAUAAGUUAAGCUAUAAUGCCCAUCAUGUCCAUUUAGUAUUGUGGGUGAACUUUGUAAAUCAAAUCUUGAAAUCUUGUAUAUCCAGCUCUUUUAUGUUCAGGACUUGUCCGAAUUGUGGAUAUCUUUCUCUCUCAACUCCAGCAGGCGCUAGAUUUCUA